UGGUUAUAUUUAUUACUCUGUUCCUUUUCAGAUGCUUCAAAGCCUUACUAAGAAUGUUUGGAUCCCCAUGAAGCCCUACUACACCCAGGUUUACCAGGAGAUCUGGGUCGGGAUGGGGCUGAUGAGCUUCAUCGUUUAUAAAAUCAGGAGUGCUGAUAAAAGAAGUAAAGCCUUGAAAGCUUCCAGUCCUGCGCCUGCUCGUGGUCACCAUUAACCAGCUUUACGUGGACAGAACGUCAGUCUGGCCGUGUUGAUUGGGAACGUGGGACGUCGUGUUGACUUAUAGACGUGCCACUGCCCUGAUGCAUGAAUAAACGUACCUGUGAGAUCCCCGUGUCCCUCCCUGCACCCUGUCCCCGCCGAGCUCUGAGUGGGUCUCUGUGUGCAGUGGGUGCAGCCGGAGCCCCACCAAGAUGCCCCAUCCUUAGGGGACCUGUGGGGCUGAGGAGUAAGCACUCCGAUUAGCACAGGAGUUGGGGUCAAAUAUAGGCACCCACACUCUCAUCAUGGCAAAUAAACGUUAAACAGACGAUUCUGCUACUUA
Messenger RNA from Vicugna pacos (alpaca), 544 nucleotides. Lineage: Eukaryota; Metazoa; Chordata; Mammalia; Artiodactyla; Camelidae. The record is from RefSeq and is a predicted model, not a curated record.